Messenger RNA from Colletotrichum truncatum, 528 nucleotides. RefSeq lists its product as uncharacterized. NCBI's taxonomy places the organism in Eukaryota, Fungi, Ascomycota, Sordariomycetes, Glomerellales, Glomerellaceae. The record is from RefSeq and is a predicted model, not a curated record.
AUGCCUUGUACCCGUUGUUUCCGUGCGAAACGCGCUUGUCAAUUUGCUGAGGGCGCAAAUCGUUGUCAGUUGUGUGCUCAGCACAAGAAGCCUUGUGAUGGUUUGGUGGUGGCUUCGACACUGUCAAAAUUGAAUUCCCAGCGUAAGGAGUGGGAUGAGAAAGAAGAGGAGGCUGGUGAAGAGGUGCUGCGGAUCCAUGAGGAGUUGGCACGUCUUCAGUCCGACAUGGCUCUAGCAGUGAGCCGUUUAUCUCGUAUUCGUCAAAUUCGAAAGAAGGUGGUGGAGCGUCAGAAGGAGACGUUUGCGCGAGGCAUGCAAGAAUUGGACGCGGAGGAUGGCUUGCUGUCAGUCCUGGAUGCGCACGAGGCUGGUGUGGUUGGUGACCUUCGGUUUCUUGGGGUUCCUAAUGACCCUUCCUGGUCUUCCUUCGGUGUUGGGGAGGAGUUCGCUGAUCUUGGUCCCUUAGUGGGUGAUCCCGCUGGGUCCAGUACUGUUGGAGUUCCUCCUGAGCGUGUUCCAAGUUCUUAG